This is a messenger RNA of Centruroides sculpturatus (bark scorpion), 1119 nucleotides long. Its product is annotated as ganglioside GM2 activator-like. NCBI's taxonomy places the organism in Eukaryota, Metazoa, Arthropoda, Arachnida, Scorpiones, Buthidae. Gene Ontology annotation, biological process: ganglioside catabolic process; lipid transport. The coding region runs from base 402 to 944 and encodes 180 amino acids. The record is from RefSeq and is a predicted model, not a curated record. Gene Ontology annotation, cellular component: cytoplasmic side of plasma membrane. Gene Ontology annotation, molecular function: lipid carrier activity; enzyme activator activity. The transcript has 4 exons.
CUGUACCAAAAUGAACAGAAUUCGUUCUUUGUCCUUAUCGAUAGUAAAGAUUAACAAUAGCGAUAACACUACACGUGUUUUUCGAUAACAAAAGUGAAUAAUCCAGUUUCGUUUCCUUUACAAUUGGGAUCAAAACACUCGCACGGACAUCUUCAAAAUCGAACGGAAUUUUAGAAUUUUCGAUUCGAAACCAAAAAGUCUUACGUGGGUGGACUGUGACAUUAGGAAGUUUUACAUAGGUUACGUUUUUUUAAACAAGUACAAGAAAUUUGAGGUAGGAGAUAAGCGGAAUGCUGGUGGGAAGAGGACACCUGCUGGAAAAUUUAGCAAUUGUUCAAGGUUACGUAGAUAAAGCGGCGUAUAUGAAGGAGUAACGUCAGGGCGGAACGACGUCUUAGAAAAUGAUCCGUUUGUGGAUUACAUUGGCGCUUUUGAGCGGAGGUUGUUGGGCCUUCAGUUACAAAGACUGCGGCAAGAAAGACAGGACCAUCGUCUUCGAUUCGCUAAAGUUACAACCCUCUCCGAUUCCUCUGCCCGGGGAAGUGAAAGUGGGAGUCAAAGUCACGCUUUCGGAGGACAUCCCCACCGAGGCAAAAGUCAAGCUGAAGAUGGUCAGAAGAAUUAGGGUGUUCGGUCAACCCGUAGAUAUUCCUCUUCCCUGCAUGGGCGACGUGGGUUCCUGCACCUGGACCGUCUGCCCUUAUCUGAAGGAGCACGAGGAUCGUGCCUGUCCAUUCUUUCCCGCAGAUAAAAAGUGCGAAUGCCCCAUCGCCGCGGGUACUUACGAAGGCAAAGAAGUGACGGUACCCAUGGCCGACUUCGGAACCUUGAUGAACCAGAUGAUCGCGGGUGAAUAUGCUUUCGAAUUUCGAGUGAUUCAUAAGAAGAAGGAGCUGGGUUGCUUGAAGAUGGACUUGGAAUUGAAGGCUAAAAAGAAAAAUUAGCGAAGACAACCCUAAAUGUAAAUUUGCUAAUAAAUCCAAAGAAAAAACGUUCUUAUAAUUUAUAUACACGAAACAAUGAAACGCAUUUUGUCCCGGUAUUACGUCAUGGGUAGGCAUUGGAAUUAUUGAAAGUAAUUAAGUCCACGUAUUUAUAAAUAGAAAUAUAGAAUACAAA